AUGUCGUGUGUCCAGACAAACAUGCACACCAUUGACAUUGCGACGAUUUCGUCACUCUCGUCUGGGAGCACGACUCCAGAAGCGCCAUCUUCGCUGGAGUCGUCUCCCAUCCAGCCAGAUCUUGGUCGCUUCGCAAACGAGAUCCCGACCCUGAAGCAGUUGCUGCUACUUAUGAGGUACAACGACAGCAACGACGACGACGAGGACGAGUUCAAAGACGUGUUCUGUGCCAAUCGCAAGUUCUCCGCUGCCCCGCAGCUUUAA
Messenger RNA from Wickerhamiella sorbophila, 264 nucleotides. RefSeq lists its product as hypothetical. NCBI's taxonomy places the organism in Eukaryota, Fungi, Ascomycota, Dipodascomycetes, Dipodascales, Trichomonascaceae. The transcript is spliced from 2 exons. Bases 1 to 264 code for a protein of 87 amino acids. The record is from RefSeq and is a predicted model, not a curated record.